GAAGAAGUGGUAGAGGUGGAGAUCGAAGCGGAGGGGGAUACAACCUCUGUGAUCCCACAGCCGGCCACACCGGAAAAAGCAGUCCCUGAAACUCCGCCUCCACUUCCUCCCGCGGCUGCUCUGGAUGCACAGGAGGCUGAGCCUAUGUCGGCUGGGGUGGACAACUCUGAGGAGAGGAAGCCAGCACGGCAUCACCUGCCACCCAAGCCAAAGAUUCGACCUCAGCCUUCGCCGUCUCCGAAGGCCGCCGUCCCGGUUGCCAUGCCACAGCAGGAGGAGACACUGCCUAGCAAGGCCACUGUAGAGAUGGACGCUCUUCGAGCUCCCGCUCCUGCUCUCGCUCCCACCACGGUGCGGAUCAAAGGCUCCAUUGGGCGCCAGUUGGCGUCAAGAGCGCGAAGCAUGGGACUGCAAUCUGCGGUCAAGUCCAAGGCAAAGCCCCUCCGACUCCAACCCAAAAAAGGAUCGGUGCCCUCUGCUCUCGCUGCCACUGUGGAUGAGGAGGCAACGACUACGGCGAUCAGUGGCACUCCCUCUUCGGGCUCCACCCCGCAUCCAGCAGUACCUGAUGCGGCCAGAACAGAGGCCCGGGAGACGGCUGCCAAUGAACUCCCCGCACCAGUGCUCGUCUACCCCUCGUUGGAUGGAACGCUGGCAGAGCUUGGUCCUCUCUACAGACGAGAAGCCACUACAUCAGAUGCAGCCACUAGCACGGAGGGCCCAGCCGAGUGGCAGGUUGAAGUGGACGGAGUUCGACGACCUCUGCCUGCUAUGCCGGAAUGGAUUAGGGAAGUCUUGGCACACAGGCCAGCCAUGGCAGCGCCUCCCACAGCCGCUUCAGCUCGCGGAGGUGACCAGAGUCAAAAGAUCGAGAAGUAUCAGCCCGGCCCGAAGCAGCCCUGCUGUGAACCUUUCAGCAGGGCACUGACGGCCGCCGAUGCAGACAUCCGGGAGGAGGCCUCUAGCCGACGCCCUCCUCCGGUAGACACGGAGACAGCUGCUAACCUCCAGCCUGCUGUACAGCCGGUAGAGUCUGCACUGACGCCCACCUCGCCAGCUGAAGGACACCCCUCUCUGGGCAGGGCGGAGGUUGGCCUCCGCAAGCAGCCACUGGGGCCACGCCAGGUGGCACUCCUAUGCUCGCCCAUGGCAAACAAGGCCCACACUGCUGAUCCAGCAGCGACUGCCUCUACAGGACGUCAUCCCGGCACACCAAUCGGAACUCUUGUGUCGGACUUCAGACGGCAUUUCCCUCGACCAGUAGCCUCGGCUGCGAUCGAGACACCCGUACACUCUUCGGAGACGGCUACAACUCACGGCACAGGGAAUCAGUCGAUCGCAAUCCCACCUGUCCCCCCAAUGAUCGCCGUCUCUCCCCCCGACCAGAGCUCUCCCACGACCUCCACACCGUCUACCGUUAUGGUGAAGAAUCGCAAGCGCCCUGGUCAGGUAGGUCGGCCGAUGCAGCUCAGCACGACGAUGACUAUGCUCCCCGCACUCACCCCCCUGUAG
Symbiodinium necroappetens is the source of this 1512-nucleotide messenger RNA. NCBI's taxonomy places the organism in Eukaryota, Dinophyceae, Suessiales, Symbiodiniaceae. The record is from the annotation of a GenBank genome assembly.